Molecule: messenger RNA, 3298 nt
Organism: Brassica rapa (field mustard)
Lineage: Eukaryota; Viridiplantae; Streptophyta; Magnoliopsida; Brassicales; Brassicaceae
Product: pentatricopeptide repeat-containing protein At5g65560
Molecular function (GO): protein binding; mRNA binding
Source: RefSeq, a predicted model, not a curated record
GUUCUGCAAAGUUUCUUCCUUUCUUCACCGGAGCGAUCCAAACGCCACCAGGGAUCGAUGAUCCGUCGAAUACAACCACACCGUGAUGCAGCCUCACCCGGUUCAGUAUCCUCCGCACUAAUCCUGGCGAUGAGAGUCUCCAAAGAUCUUCGCCGGACGUUUUGCUCCGUUUCUCCCCUCAUACGCACACUCCCGCCGGAAGAAUCCGACCCGAACAGCAUCCCACACCGUCUCCUCUCAAUCCUCACCAAAACCAAUUGGCACAAGUCUCCGUCUUUAAAGCAAAUGGUCCCAUCGAUACGCCCUUCCCACGUCUCAUCCCUCUUCUCGCUCGAUCUAGAUCCCAAAACAGCUCUCAACUUCUCCCACUGGAUCUCGCAGAGCCCCAGAUUCAAGCACAGCGUCUACUCCUACGCGUCUCUCCUCGCUCUCCUCGCCAACAACGGGUACGCGGAGGUCGUGUUUAAGAUCAGGUCGUUGAUGAUUAAGAGAUGCGAAUCUGUAGGAGAUGCUCUGUUCGUGUUAGAUAUAUGCAGGAAGAUGAAUAAAGACGAGAGCUUUAAGCUUAGGGUCGAGUGUUACAACGCGUUGUUGAAUUCGUUGGCUAGAUUUGGAAUGGUUGAUGAAAUGGAGAAGCUUUAUAUGGAGAUGCUGGAGGAGGAUGAGGUUUCUCCAAACGUUUACACUUAUAAUAAAAUGGUUUUUGGGUAUUGCAAGGUGGGGAACAUGGCUAUGGCGAAAGGGUACGUGAGUAAGAUAGUUGAAGCUGGAUUGGAGCCUGAUUUUUUCACUGAUACGUCUCUGAUCAUGGGUUACUGUCAGAGAAAGGAUUUGGAUUCUGCUUUUAAGGUUUUCGAGGAGAUGGCUUCGAAAGGUUUUAAAAGAAACGAGGUGGCCUACACUCACCUUAUACACGGUCUUUGCGUGGCGAGGAGGGUCGACGAAGCGAUGGAGCUGUUUGCGAAAAUGAAGGAGGAUGAUGGUGAUAACUGUUAUCCAACGGUUCGUACUUACACGGUGCUUAUAAACGCCUUGUGUGGAUCAAAACGCAAGUCCGAAGCUCUUGACCUGCGCAAGGAGAUGUUGGAGAGAGGCAUUACUCCGAAUAUUCACACUUAUACGGUGCUUAUCAGCAGCUCGUGUAGUGAAUGUAACUUCGAGGAGGCGAGGGAGUUACUUGGCGAUAUGGUGGAGAAAGGGUUGAUGCCUAAUGUAGUCACUUACAAUGCGCUGAUCAAUGGGUAUUGUGAGCAUGGGAUGAUGGAAGACGCGCUAGACGUUGUGGAGUUGAUGGAGUCGCGUAACGUUAGACCGAAUACAAGAACUUACAAUGAGCUGAUACAUGGGUUUUGUAAGAAGAAUGUGCACAAAGCGAUGGGGGUGUUUAACAAGAUGCUGGAGCGGAGAGUGGCUCCUAGUGUCGUCACUUACAACUCGUUGAUCGAUGGACAGUGUAGAUCUGGUAAUUUCGAUAGUGCGUAUAGAUUGCUUAGUAUGAUGAAUGAUAGAGGAUUGGUUCCAGAUCAGUGGACGUAUAAUAGUUUCAUAGAUUCUUUAUGUAAAAGAAAAAGAGUAGAAGAAGCUCGCGAACUAUUUGAUUCUCUCGAGGAGAAAGGUGUAGUUAAUGCAAAUGUUGUGAUGUACACUGCGUUGAUUGAUGGAUACUGCAAGUCAGAUAAACUAGAAGAAGCUAAACCGGUCCUCGAGAAGAUGCUGAGCAAGAGUUGCUUGCCAAACACGUCUACUUUCAACGCCCUGAUUCAUGGCUUAUGCACCGAUGGGAAACUGAGUGAAGCGAUGUUGUUAGAGAAGAAGAUGGUGGAGAAGGGUCUGCAGAGUACAGUCAUCACAGAUACGAUCUUGAUUCAUAGAAUGCUGAAAGAAGGGGAUUUUGAUCAUGCUGAGAGACGUUUUCAGAAAAUGCUGGUGUCUGGAACAAAGCCUGACGCGCAUACUUACACAGCGUUUAUUCAAAGCUAUUGCAGCGCAGGGAGAAUGAAAGAAGCUGAGGGUAUGAUGGAGAAGAUGAAGGAAGACGGUGUUUUCCCGGAUUCGAUCACUUAUUCCUCUCUGAUUAAAGGCUAUGGCGAUCAAGGGCUGACGGAUUCCGCGUUUGGUGUCCUCAAGUGUAUGCUUGAUGCUGGUUGUGAGCCUUCUCAUCAUACGUUUUUGUCUCUGAUCAAACAUCUUGUAGAGAUGAAACAUGGAAAAGAGAACGAUCUCUGUCUGACGUCUAAUAUGAUUGAGUUUGACAUUGUUGUUGAGCUUCUUGAAAAAAUGGCAGAGCACGGCGUUACUCCCAACGCCAGAUCCUAUGAGAUGCUGAUCAAAGGGAUCUGCGAGACCGGGAAUCUCAAAGUUGCGGAAAAGGUGCUUGAUCGCAUGAUGCAACAGGAGGAAGGAAUCUCUCCGAGUGAGUCGAUGUUCAAUGCUCUUCUUAGCUGUUGCUGCAAGCUGGAGAUGUACAUGGAAGCAGCGAAGGUGGUGGAUGAUAUGAUCUGUGUUGGUCAGUUGCCGCAGCUAGAGUCUUGCAAAAGCUUGAUAUGUGGGCUGUAUAAAAACGGAGAAAACGAGAGAGGGGUUUGGGUUUUCAAGAGUUUGCUUCGGUGUGGUUAUUAUCAUGAUGAGCUAGCUUGGAAGAUCGUUGUUGAUGGUGUUGGGAAGCAGGGACUGGUGGAGGCGUUUAAUGAACUGUUCGCCGUUAUGGAGGAAAGUGGUUGCAAGUUUAGCUCUCAUACGUAUGCACUGCUAACUGGAGGACCUCCUGAUAGCACGUAAGGGGUAUAUUGCCAGAGGCUAGUGCAACUUUUUUGGGGAUGUAAAACCAGAUAGCCUCGCUUUGCUGCUACAGAUUAUACAAUAAGGGGGUCAAAGCAUGAUCCAGGCUUUCUUCCCGAACUUCAGACACAACUCUGGAGUGAACGUACAGUGAAAGGCUCAUUGGAAGUGAAAGUCGUUUUCUCUUUAUUUUAUAAAUUGGCCUUUCUGCAUGGAGAGAAGGCAUUAACACAGGACAAACCCUCGAAGCAGCUUUGACAAUCACGAUUCUUUUGACAAAAUCCGACAUUGUUUACUUCUGUUGCAGCUGUUGAACCAUUUGAUUCUGCAGGGUAGGUAUAUCAAGGAGAUGAAAAAAAAAGACCAAUGUAUGCUUUGUUGUUUGAAGACAUCCAAGGAUGUAGGAGGAUGUCGUGUCUGAUGUCCAUUCUUUUUUUUAACUCAAUAGUAAAAGUGUACUUUUCUUUUGGUUUUCAUUGAAUGUAAAACGUAUUUGAGCCGCAACAAAGAGCAAAUACUA